AUGCCAUGCCAUGCCAUGCUGUGCCAGGGCAGCCUGGGGCUCUGGGGAGACGGCGCAGCGAGCCCAGCGAAUCACGGCGCGUUGCUGCGGGGCCCCACUGAUCUCGAUAUCGGAAGGCCGACCGAUGUUGAGCGAGACAGGCUUGGCGGGGUCGAGGGUCCACCACACAGAACGUCGAAAACCCGCGGGAAGGGGCGGAAGGCUUGGGAAUGGCGGGCCGCGAGGCGGUUCGCCGGCGCCAUGCUUUCAGGCGAUGCGGAGUCGUGGUUCCGACAAGGCCCCCACUGCGGGCUGCCACGGCCAAUUGGGGCCAGUAGGGCAUUUCCUGCUGGCCCAGAAAACCAAAUUGCCUUGCAACUUGCGCAUGGCCUGCGGGUGUGCGUCCCUUGCGCCCAGCGCCCAGCAGCCCAGAUGCCCCGAUUGCUUGCAUCCACCAAAUGUCGAGAGUAUUGCAACGCAUCUCCAACAACGAAGCACGGCCCGCAGCACCCAAGCCUCCGCCAGCCGUCUGGCCCUGUGCAUGGUGUUUUCGACGGCCCGCCAGUUGCUGGCUUCUGCACUGCUUCUGGGCAUGCUGGUCCGCCGGGAUUCCUGGGUCCACGUCUGCAUGGCAUUGGUCUGGGUCCACGUCUGCAUGGCAUUGGUCUGGACUCUAGGUUCGCUCGCCGGGACCGAAGCACGAUGUCGCUCGCCACCCAGCCUAGCCCAGCCCGAGACGAGACAAAAGUCCGCGCGCCGGCCAAGCGGGCUGGGUCGAAGACAUGCGACAGGGGACGCAUCGGGCGGCCGGAAAUGUAUGCUCGGAAGGAGUCCUGGUUGGCGCUGGUCGGCGACAAGGCCCUCGAGUGCGCGUUGGCGAGAAUGCUGAAGCUUCGGCCGCAGGCCUAG
This is a messenger RNA of Lasiosphaeria miniovina, 888 nucleotides long. RefSeq lists its product as uncharacterized. Lineage: Eukaryota; Fungi; Ascomycota; Sordariomycetes; Sordariales; Lasiosphaeriaceae. The transcript has 3 exons. The record is from RefSeq and is a predicted model, not a curated record. The coding region runs from base 1 to 888 and encodes 295 amino acids.